AUUUUUCAUGAAUGUUCAUACAUUUGUCUAGAAAAACUGGGUUAUUCUCAGGAUUGCUAUAAUGGGGCAUAAAAUAUCACCAAUUCUCUGGAUAUUUAUUCUAAUUGUGUACUCUUCUCAUGCAGUGAUGAUAACUUACUUUGUGGAAUCUCAUGUAUUCUGUGAAAAAAACUCGUCUGAAAUCGACGAUGUUUCAAAAUCUAUGUCCGAUUUUGUUAAUGAAACAUCCACUUUAUUUAAACAUCUGCAAAUAGACCAUGACAUAAUACCUGUUUGUGAUUUUCAUGAUUUAGAUAAGGAUAUAUCAAAUAAUACGGAUUUAAUUGUUUUUAUCUCAGGAAAUGAAACAACGAAUAUCACAACAACAUCAAUAAAAUCAAACAUUCCAAUAAUAACCAGCAUAUAUGAUGCGUUCACCGGCAAAGGAAAUAAUACCGUUAUUUCUACACAAUACACAACAGAAACACUGGGUAACUUCAUAUACAGAGUUCUAGAAGCGCUUGAAUGGCCAUACAUCCAAGUCAUUUUGCAGCCUACAUCUUACUUCCUAAAUAUAUUAAACACGUUUAAGCGAUCACGUGAUUCUCCAUACAUAUGCGCAGUACGGACACUUGAUGUGAAUUCAACUUCUGAAAAGGACAUUGAAUUUUUGUUGACGUCACUUCAAUAUGAAACGAAUACGAAAGGAGUAUUGAUAUUGGCAGAAGAUUUAGUUUUAAAACAUAUCGCACAGAUCUGGACGACAAAUAGAGAUCUUCAACAGUUUUACUUUGUUGCUUUAUUUGAAGAUUCAGGAAUAGUCAAACCAUUUUUAGAAUUAAUUCCAGGUUGGGUCUUCAUUCCGCGAUCAAAGACAAGAGGAGACACAAACACAACAGAGAGUGUUAUUUAUAGCAAUAUAUCAAUGUCAAAUAUUAUGGAAGAUAUCAGAACUACCACAACCUUCGUAAUGGAAGCUUUAAGCAAUAUCAACAUCAGUGCGUGUAAUUACCAGAGCAAAGAGGAAUAUAAUGCCUGUUUACGAUCGAAAUGGACUUCUGAAAUGACAGGAAAAGAAGAAGAAAUAAAUGUUUACAAUGUUCAGUUAGACCAGCUUGUCGAGAAAGGGAACAUGACAGUGUCUAGAUUCAUUCAGGUUGGAAAGAUUAACGAUGAGAAAUACCUAACGAUUAAUCCAAUGAAAUUAUAUGACAAAAAUAACAAAGUCUUAAAAAGCAAUGCUGUUUCGUGGAGUGAGGCUUUCGUAUACAUUUGUCGCUCAUUUGUAAAAUUCCAAAGUCUUACAUCACCAACUGAAACGGAUGUUCAAGUAAUUGGAUCUUUACCACUACAUUAUUCUUCAUACACACCUGAGGGAUGUGGGGAAUUACGAGAUAAUUACAUUUUGUUAACUGAGGCUGUCGUCUUUGCAGUCGAGUUUGUUAAUAAUAUGACAAAUAUCCUGCCAAAUGUGAAGCUUGGAUACGAUGUCAUUGAUACUUGUACAGUGCCUUCCAGGUUCACUCACCAAAUGGACAUUUUGAAUUCGAGAGGACUAAGAAAUACGACUAUAUCGAGAAAAAACUAUAUCGGUGGAGUGGGAUUUCCUUUUAGUUCUGAGAUCGAACGCUUGGCAGGGUAUUUUUCUUCGAAGGAAAUGCCAACUAUAAGUAUCAGUGCAACUAGUUCUGUGUUUUCUGACAAGAUACUCUAUCCAUAUUUCAUGCGGAUGGUUCCUUCUAACAAAGAAGAAACCUUAGCGAUAAUUGGUGUCUUGGAAUAUCUUUCUAUUCAUACUAUUGGCAUUGUUUACACCAACGAUGCAUUUGGUGCAGAUCUCACAAAGAGCGUGUUGAACUUUGCAGAGGAAAAGGGAAUCAGAGUAGUGUAUAUGAUGAGAAUGGAAGAUCCGUAUUUGAUAAAUUCUGAUGUUCUGAACUAUCUUGUAGACAGAUUUAUUGUCCAAAAUAAUGACAAGGUUCAAGCUGUAGUUUCACUGACGCAAAGCAAUCACAUGAAAGCUAUUUUACAGCGACUUACUGAAUUAAAGAACAAUAACGUUUUCUGGAUUGGAUGCGAUACAUGGAUGGCAGGUAUUGAGGAAAGCUUCUUCAGAAAGAACAUUGAAGUAGUAAACAAUGCAGUUCUUAUAACCUUCGAAACAAAAAUUUCGGAGAAGUUUCUUAGCUACUUAAACAGUAAACAGAAUCUAUUGGAAAAUAACUUAUUCAUAAAACAGCUAGUAGAAAAAAUAGACAAUUGCACUUUCGAUGCAGAUCAGCCUUGGAAAGCUCAGUGCAAAGACGAAGAUUUUCAAAAUAUCGUUGAAGAUAUUGAUCUUCAUGGAGAAACGCAUAUUAUUGACGCUAUUAUUGUCCUUGCCCAUGGAUUAGAUGCAUUAAUAAGAACCUAUUGUCCUUUGCUUGAUUACUGUAAUGAAGCAAACUUAAACAAAAACAAACUGGCUGAAAUUGCUCAAAAGUUGUAUGUGGAAGACAUCAAUGGCGACCAAAUAAUUUUUGAUAGCAAAGGGGAUGGGAAGAAUAUAUUUUAUAUCAUGCAGGUCAAUCCGACGCUUGCAAAUAAUACAUUCGGAAAGAUUGGAAUGUGGAUAGACGGCAUAACUAUCAUAAACAAUGACACGUUGAAAUUACCACAGUCAUUGUUACAAAACAAAAUCCAACCCUGUAGCGGGAGAAAGUGUCAUUCUUUAAGAACAGGCAUGGCUGAAAUGCAAUAUACGUUCAUCCCAGGUGACGUUAUGAUAUAUGCGUUUUUAGAACUGUUUGAGGUAAACAAUGGGACAUGCUCAAAUUCUCUUAUACCAGACCAUUUUGAAGUUGCGUCUUCGGUCCUAUGGAGCAUUGAAACCUUAAAUAAGAAACAGCCAAAGAACAAUCCUCGAAUCGGUUUAGGAAUAUUUGGAGUGUGUGCCUUUGAUUCUACGAUAGCAAGGAAUGUUAUUAUACCUUCAUUUAUUGUCCCUAAGCUUCCAUCUUCUCCUUUCACAAAACCUAUUCUGGGACUUGUCGGAGCUCUAACAAACCCUGUUGCCUCGGAAUUGGGCGAUGCAAGAGACUCAGUGUCACGAGAAUUUCCAAUGAUAAUAUCAGCAACGACAGAAAGAUUCAAUGAUAGAGAAAGAUUCCCUCGUAUUUUCAGAACGGCAAUGUCGUCAACCUCAGAUGUGUACAUUGCCAUAGAAUUUGCAAAGAGGCUUGGCUGGACCUAUUUUCACGCUUUAUUUGGGGAUCGUGAUCAGUCACUGUUAGAUCUUUUGGAAACAGAAGCAUUACUUUUAAAAAUUUGCUUAGCAACCAAACGUACAAUAAAAAUGUCAGAUCAGGAAAAUGAGCUAUCCAGAGCGGUUGAUGAAAUGUUGCAAUACGAUGGAGCAACUGUUGUGAUGGUCUUCAUUCCAACCGUUGCCAUUGAAGUGCUACUUAAAGUAGCACAUGAGAAAGAUACUUUUGGGAGGCUUGUUUUUAUCAUUCCAAAGCCUGUUGAGAAUGUAGAAAGAAUCCUUGGCACAUACAGCAAACCGGCAAUGGGAAUGGUCAUUCUUCAGAACAACAUGACAGAAAACACACAAUUUAAAUCAUAUUUCCAAAGCUUGAAUAUCGAAGAGGGAGAUUUGUCAGAUCAACUGCCAUGGGGGAAAAGAUUUUGGGAAGAUGUUCAUAAAUGCAAUCUACGAUUUUCCAAUAGGUAUAACAAAGACUGUACAAUGGAUUUGAAGCUGAACGCAGUUAAAAAGAAACAGUCACCAUACGUAGCUUCUACAAUCAACGGAAUAUAUGCUUUAUCUGUGUCUUUCCAAAACUUUCUGACAAAACAUUGUGAUGGAACGGAUUCAGUCAGUUGUGUCAACAGGAAUUUCUCGCAUAUGUAUCAGCAACUAGAGUACGAGUUAGAUCAUGUUAAUGUAGUGCCAGAUGGGGGAACGAAGUUCGCUUUCGAGAACAGGAAUGCGUCAGUGCCCUUGGCGAUCCUUAAUUAUCAGUAUGGACCUAAAGGAAACCCCAGACUAGUUACAAUUGGAAGUAUUCAAGGUAAGGAGAUGGCUCUAGACUUACGAAAAUUGAGUAUGUAUAACCUGAAUGGUGCUCGCAAAAUCUUCCAAUCAGAAUGCCCAAAUGAUCAGUGUUCAGAAUGUUUAGACCCGAAAUUUGUGUCCAGCUACAACGACAAAGUGAAAGAGCUUUCUGGUCUUCCUCCAGCAACGGUGAACAGUUUUGAAAGUGGAGUUGGUCUUACUACGAUUUUUCUUAUUAUAAUUGGUGUUGGGGUAGCAGUUGUGUGUACUUAUUACCUGGCCAAAUACUCCUCUCAUAAAAUAUUUAGUCUUUCUGCUGAUGGACAUGCUUGCAUCAUUCUUGGGACGACGAUACAGAUUCUCGGGGCUGCAGUGUAUCUGUUUGAUGGCUCACCAUUAGCAUGUGGCGUUCAUAUUGCUUUGCCAGGAACCGUGUACAGUAUCACCCUUACUGGCCUGUUAAUCAAACUGAACAAAACUGCAUGUCUUCAUGCGAUCAUCGGAACAAACAUCACCAAGCUUCCAAAAUGGGACUUCGUUUUCACAUAUCUUCCAAUAGUGUUGUCUGCGCCUGUUAUUAUUUUCGUUGUUUGGACUGUGAAUGAUCCUGUAACAAUGACUUGGUCCGUACCAUCCCUCUUUGAAAUCUCCAAUGUCGACGACAUAUCAAUUACAUGGCGCUGUGAUUUUAAUCGAACAGAAUAUGCACUUUUCAUGACUUUUUUCUGGAUCAUUCUGUUCCUCUGUAUGACAUUAUCUGUCAUCUACCAGUGUAAAAAUACUGGACGAAAAGAGGUGAAGCAAGUGUUACUGUCGGCAACUUGCUUUUCCGUCUUUACCAUCGCAACGACCGUAGUUCGUUUGCUGAGUGACGAUCACGUGAUGUUUAGAGCGUUCAUGUCGGUGACUCUUCCCUUGAAUGGAAUCAUUAUUUUGAUUGUGAAUUUUCUUCCACAAAUUGUUGAUCUUAUGAGGGAAAAGAACAGAGAAUUGCUGUUUUCUAGGCUAAUGGCAGAUAGUAAAUCUGCUCAUAUUGCACAGCUAUGGAAAGACUUGAUACAUGAAGAGAGCCGACCGAAAAAGAAAGUGAAACCCAAGAAAAACAAAGAAAACGAAAAAGUUUCCAUGUCAGUAGCUGGACUUUCGUCAAAAUGGAGAAAGAAGACAAAAGAGCCAAAAGAAUAUACAUCUGAAGCAUGACAUAUGCAUUAAAAAUGUUGGUUGUUUUGAAAAAAUGUUUUCUCAAACCUUCAAAUUCUUUUAAAAAAUGUC
This is a messenger RNA of Saccostrea cuccullata (small rock oyster), 5287 nucleotides long. RefSeq lists its product as uncharacterized. The transcript is spliced from 15 exons. Gene Ontology annotation, cellular component: plasma membrane. The record is from RefSeq and is a predicted model, not a curated record. Lineage: Eukaryota; Metazoa; Mollusca; Bivalvia; Ostreida; Ostreidae. Gene Ontology annotation, molecular function: adenylate cyclase inhibiting G protein-coupled glutamate receptor activity. Bases 62 to 5215 code for a protein of 1717 amino acids. Gene Ontology annotation, biological process: G protein-coupled receptor signaling pathway.